Helianthus annuus (common sunflower) is the source of this 893-nucleotide messenger RNA. RefSeq lists its product as uncharacterized. Gene Ontology annotation, biological process: SNARE complex assembly. The transcript is spliced from 4 exons. Bases 29 to 871 code for a protein of 280 amino acids. Gene Ontology annotation, cellular component: lytic vacuole; endosome. NCBI's taxonomy places the organism in Eukaryota, Viridiplantae, Streptophyta, Magnoliopsida, Asterales, Asteraceae. The record is from RefSeq and is a predicted model, not a curated record. Gene Ontology annotation, molecular function: SNARE binding.
CUCCAAAUACGUUGAGCCGGCUCUGGUUAUGGAAUCGAAGAAGAAGGUUGUAGAAGAACAACAGAGUCACGAGAAGGUUGUGAAUUGGGAGGAUUUUCAGCAUGAGGUUGCUCGCCUUUCCAGUUUGUCGUCUACGGUUAAUGAAGCCAAUUAUAACAAGUCUUUGAUGCAGGAGAAACUUAACGACUAUUUACAGUUUGAAGCAGAGUCAUUAAGUUGGUCUAAUCAAUUAGAUGAGAUGCGUGAAAAAUUGGAAGCACGGAAAUUGGUAAUGGGAAACACGUCAAUGAAUUUAAAAGUCGUACAAGAAAAGGCUAAAAAGCAGGAGGAUCAACUAAACUCCCAGAUUAGAUCUUUGCUUAUGGCCGGAACUUCUCUUUCUGUUGCUAGUAGGAGCUUGCAGGAAGAAAAUAAUUCUUUGGCUGGAGAAAGAGGGUAUGGUCAUUUAAAGAAUGUGCAGAAGUUGCUGAGGAUGAGACAGCAAUUCUUGGUGUUCCAAAUUUCAUUACUCUAUCCUGUGAAAGUUGCCACUGGACAUACAUUCGACCAAGAACUUGAUUCAUAUUCCAACAACAGUAAAUCAGGGAAUCCUUCUGGAGUGAAACCACUUGAUGCCUCAGGAUCUCUGACUAUAUCAGGUCUUCAUCUGACUGUACUCCCUUUUAAGAAAAUGAGUUUUUUCACUGAUAAGAAGGAAGUCCAGAGCUCAGCAACUGCUCUUGGUUAUGUUGCACAUGUAUGUAUGUUUCUUAACCUCCACAUACCAUUUUUUCUUGUUUUCAAAUUACAUCAAAACAUGUUUUUGUCAUUGUACGUUCGACCUUUUACUAGUGUGGUGUAUCUUUUACCUGAUAGAAAUGAGUACUGGUAAAAAAACAAUUGCAUUUUUUCCA